Clarias gariepinus (North African catfish) is the source of this 1746-nucleotide messenger RNA. RefSeq names its product BICD family like cargo adaptor 2 (gene bicdl2). Lineage: Eukaryota; Metazoa; Chordata; Actinopteri; Siluriformes; Clariidae. Gene Ontology annotation, biological process: vesicle transport along microtubule; Golgi to secretory granule transport. The record is from RefSeq and is a predicted model, not a curated record. Bases 185 to 1555 code for a protein of 456 amino acids. The transcript has 11 exons.
CUCCAAGGAAACCACCAGUGCCUCCCUUGAGCUAUAUACGACAGCAGCAAAGCAGGAACUUGCCAGGGUUUUGACCUGCCAUGUACCAAAUCCACAAUGAAGCCCUCAUGCUUCACUGACAGCUGAAGAUGUUGUCCUGACCAAACUUAAGAAGAAGAAGCAGCCCAGCUUGAAAUCCACCAAAAUGCUCUCAACAAGAAAGGAAAGUGUAACUUCGCCCAGUCUGGAAGAUUCGUUCUUUCCCUUCUCAUCAUCCACUCCUAUUUCCCGGCAUCGCAUCAUGGGCCAAGGGGUCAGAACAAACAGCCUGCUGGGAUCCCACACAGACCAUGAGAGCAGCUCGACCAUGCUGGAGAAGGAUCUCAUCCUGGCAGCUGAGGUGGGGCAGGCUCUUCUAGAGAGGAACGAGGAGCUGGAAGCACAGCUGGAACAGCUGAGAAGAGAUGUAGAAGCAUUGCAGCAGGAGAAGCACACUCUACAGAGACGGCUGGAGGUGCACGAACUAGAGGCAGGGCAGCGGGAGGCAGAGCUGCAGGCUGAUAUCACUUCACUACGACAACAGUUCGAUCAGCAUCAUAACCAGGGUCGAGACCGACGGCGAGAAGAAAAUGAGCAGCUCACCCAGCUGUCCAAUCACAAUCAAAAGCUUGUUGAGCAGUUGGCCGAGGCAGUGACGUUGGAGCACACUCUGCGCCUUGAGCUGCGCUCACUAAGAGAGGAAAUGGAGGACACAAGUUUCAGCAGGUCAAUAAGCUCCGCUCGCUUGGACAGUCUGCAAGCAGAGAAUCGACUCCUGAAAGAGCGAUGCUCCAACAUGGAAAAGCGGCUGAAAUCAGCUGAUCAGGACAACGAGCGGAUUAGGAUGGAGAGGGAUGGACUGCGUGCAAGACUCCUUGAACUACAGACCAGCCUGGAGGAAAAGGAGAGCGAGCUGGAGCAGCACCAGAGUGAGGGGUUCCAGUUGCGCACCAUGAACCGGAGCCUCCAGCAGAAGGUCCAGGCAUUCGGAGAAGAGGCCAGUCUCGAGGAGAUGACAUGUUUCCCUCUGUCCCUCCAGAAUGAACUGCAACAGUCUCAGGCCAAAGAAAGCAUCCUAGCCCAUUCUUCUGUCCUGCAGGAGAAGGAGGAAGAAAUAGAAAGGCUAAAGAAAGAGCUCGAAUCCAGCCAGGAUGAAUUAGUGACAGUAAGAGCGGAACUGAAGCUGUUCAGCGAUCCCAGCAAACCACCAUACAGUGCUUUGGAGGAAGAGCUGGCGUCGGCCCGGCAGGAACGCGACACACUCAACCAGCAGCUCCUGAACACCAUCAGACACAAGGUGGCGCUCUCACAGGAAGUCGAAUCGUGGCAGGAGGACAUGCGCCUGGUGAUAUGCCAGCAGGUGCAGCAACAGGUACAAGAGAGGGAGAAAGCAAAGGAGAAGGAGAAGGAGAUGGAGAAGACAGCAUCGCCUCUGCAAAGAAACAGUCGCAUUAGCAAGUCUUUCCGUUUAUCAAGGGAGGAGGGAAAGAAGAAUUUCUUUGCUUCUUUCUUUGGUGGAGAAUUAAAGAAAAGUUGACGAUGAUGGAAAAAAAACAAAAACAAGGCUAAAGACUUUUCAAUUCAAUUGUAUUUAUAUAGCGCUUUUACAGUCCAUCCAGGACUGUAAAUAAUAUAAAGCAGACUAAACAUAGUGAAUAACAAGUGUGAUAUUUUUUCUCACACCAUAUUUAUUUUGUCUACAUCCAUUCUUGUUGUAUAAUAUAUGAC